This is a messenger RNA of Theileria parva strain Muguga, 1659 nucleotides long. RefSeq lists its product as uncharacterized. NCBI's taxonomy places the organism in Eukaryota, Apicomplexa, Aconoidasida, Piroplasmida, Theileriidae. Bases 21 to 1640 code for a protein of 539 amino acids. The transcript is spliced from 7 exons. The record is from RefSeq and is a predicted model, not a curated record.
UUUACUAAUUUCAUUUCAUAAUGUUGUAUUGUCACGAUGAUGAUGACUUUUUUGAUAAGCUUGACCAGUUACUAGGAGCUGAGAACAGUGUGCCGUUGAUUCAGAUUGUGAAGUUGAUCAACGUAGACAUUAACGAGAUUCUAGUCAAUUACAUCACAAAUAAGAAAAAGUUCAUCUACUCCUACUUCGAUUUAUCCGUCUACCAAUUUGAUAAUAAUGACAUUUUAUUAACGUAUGAGUGGAAUGAGUUUAAGAGUAGGCUGGUGAAGUCGGUGGAGGAUAAGGACAUAAUUAAGACUUUGUUAUCCAGUGACCUGGUCAAGUUUACUAAAUUACUACUGGACAACGUUAACUUUAACGUUGUCUACAUCUUUGAUAAUUUCAACGAUAUUAUCCAGAAUAAACUCCUAAUUAACAUUUUAAAGCUUCACGAAUACGUCUACGAUGGGAUAAACACCUCUGUAAACACGUCCAACAAGUUAAUUGUUAUGCUGGUAGGGAAGUAUGAGAUACCGAUAAAUUACCAGUAUAACAUCCCAAUAAUAAAAUUAUAUUACAAGUCGCCAAAUAAAUCAUUCCUGACUAAUUAUAUUCAUCAAUACUAUAAUAAAAGAAUAAGUCUAAGUUUUAUCAAGUACAUUGUCAGCAUACUAUACAACUACUACAACAAUGACAUACACUCACUUCUACUCUAUACCAAUAUAUUGUAUAAUAUUUAUAAUGCGAUACCGAAUACGUCGAAUGUGAGGAAUAGCAAGACGCUUGGAAUAAAGUUGAAUAGUAGCCAGGACCUCUACAACUCAAUUGAUAAAUUCAUCCACAAUGUUAUUAUCAAUUACAAGACCAGAUUUGUCAAUCAUAUUACAUCGGGUUAUACAUACAACACAUCCACUGGUAGUAACAUCACUUCUACCACUUGUUCUACAACCUGUUCCAGCACUAACAAUUCUGACAAUCCAACUCCAAAGAACAUAUCAAAGGACACACCAAAGAACAUAUCAAAGGAUACGCCAAAAGACUUGAAGAAUAGUUUAAAUAAAGUUAAUCCCGAGGAGGCUCAAAUACCUUCUAAUCUAUUGGAUAAAUCGAAGUUAGAACAGAAAUUCGCAGGAAUUAGUACACAUUCGGAAAAUUCAACUGGGAAAAAUGAUUUGAAUUUGUUGUGUAAGAUAAUAUUAAUUUCAAGUUAUGUGUCGUCGAUAUAUAACAUUAACGUGGUGAGUCAGUAUAAUAAAAGGUACAAACAAGUGACUAGCGUCAACAGUGUGUCAAGUAACAGCACUAGUAACACUUUUAACCUCAAGUAUCUCAUGGCAAUACUACAACUCAUUCUCAUCCUACUCGACAUUAAAAUCAAAAUCACAAACCAAUUCAUCUACUACAACUUGUUUUGGUUGAUUGAGGAGGGGUACAUUUAUAUAAUAAAUAAUAAUAAUAACAUAAGAAUGGAAAAAGGGAAAAGCGGAUUAAUAUUUAAUAAUUUAAUAAAUGAAAAUGAAAGCACGGGAAAUGGCAACAAGGACGAGAGUGAUUUAAUACUGUUGAAUGGGAAUUUGAAGUUGUAUUUGAAUGUCUCAAACGAGUUCAUAUUCCAACUCUUCAAACAAGUUAAUUUCGAUCCGAAACUACUCAAUUUAUAAUUUCCCUACCCUAUAUCAC